Molecule: messenger RNA, 2837 nt
Organism: Pundamilia nyererei
Lineage: Eukaryota; Metazoa; Chordata; Actinopteri; Cichliformes; Cichlidae
Product: vasoactive intestinal polypeptide receptor 2
Exons: 13
Coding region: 210-1520 (436 amino acids)
Biological process (GO): adenylate cyclase-modulating G protein-coupled receptor signaling pathway; cell surface receptor signaling pathway
Cellular component (GO): plasma membrane
Molecular function (GO): vasoactive intestinal polypeptide receptor activity; peptide hormone binding; G protein-coupled peptide receptor activity
Source: RefSeq, a predicted model, not a curated record
UCAGCUCAGUGGAAGCGAGCAGCGUGGAUAGAGGACACCGCAGACUGGGCUCUUUUUCUCUCGAUAUCGUUCAUGGAAUAAAAAAAAUGUUUAAAGUUUUUUUUGUUUUUUUACCCGGAUCAAAACUCUUAACAGGAGUUUAAAUGAAGUGUUUUAACCCAAAUUCCUCCUGUUAGGACAGCUCACUGGCUUCCAGCUGAGGAGUCAACAUGAAAAGUUUGCUCUUUGUCACCUUGUGUCUGUCAACCUGUCCGCUCACGGUUGACGGCCGACAUCCAACCUGUAACUUCCUGCUGGAGGUGGAGAGAGACCAGGCCGAGUGCAUAAAGAAGCUGAGGGAGAAGCAGGCCAACAGCAGCUAUAAAGGCCUCGGAUGCAAAGGAGACUGGGACAGCAUAGCAUGCUGGGAGCGAGCGGAGUUUGGAGAGACCGUGACCAUCCCCUGCCCUCGAGUCCUCAGGACUGUGUUUGGCAGAGAUGGUAACAUUAGCAGAAACUGUACAACAGCUGGAUGGUCUGAUGUUUUCCCAAACAUAACCAGUGUGUGUGGGGCAGACACGAGCCAGGAUAAGCUGGUCUUCUACGUGGUCGUGCAGACGUUGUACACUCUGGGUCACAGUCUGUCUUUAAUUGCCCUCACUACAGGGUGCGCUAUCCUCUGCCUAUUCAGGAAGCUCCACUGCACCAGAAACUACAUCCACCUCAAUCUCUUCGUCUCCUUCAUUCUGAGAGCCGUGGCGGUGUUGGUGAAAGACGACAUCCUCUUCAACCGAAACUCGCACUGCUCAAACCAGCCAUCACUGGUGGGAUGUAAAGCCAGCCUGGUGUUUUUCCAGUAUUUCAUUAUGGCCAACUUCUUCUGGCUGCUGGUGGAGGGUUUGUACCUCCACACUCUGCUGGUUGUCAUUUUCUCGGAAAAUCGACACUUUAUUGUCUACAUGUUCAUCGGCUGGGGAAUCCCCACUGUGUUUGUGUCUGCGUGGGUGAUAACGAGGAUUUAUCUGGAAGACACGGGGUGCUGGGAAACAAAUGACCAACCCAUACCCAACUGGGUGAUCAACGGACCAAUUGGAUUCUCCAUUAUGGUAAACUUCAUUCAGUUCAUCUGCAUCAUUCGGAUCUUGGUUCAGAAGCUGAGGUGUCCUGACGUGGGCGGCAAUGACCAAUCACAGUACAGGAGGCUGGCCAAAUCCACACUCCUGCUGAUUCCUUUGUUUGGCAUCCACUAUGUGGUCUUCGUGACUCUCAGUGAAUCCAUCGCAGAAGAUUAUAAAAUAUUUUUUGACCUUGCCCUUGGAUCUUUUCAGGGUCUGGUCGUGGCCAUUCUCUACUGUUUCCUGAACAGUGAGGUUCAAGGUGAGCUAAAAAGAAAAUGGCGGAGCAUGUGUCUGAACUGUCGUCUGAGCAGGAAUCGCCACAACAACACCUUCGCCUCCAGAAACGGUUCACAGCACAUGGUGCAGUUUCACAACAACUCCAGAACCCAGUCCAUUCUGCAGACAGAGACCUCGGUGCUGUGAGAACACGAGGUCUUUGACACACAAACAAACAUACAAAAACACAAAAAAAUGCAGUCUUAAGAUUGACCUGGGUCCAAUAGUUUUACAAAGUUAUUAGGAAAAUACAAAAAAAGUAGUACUUUGAGAUGAAGUACCACAAGGGUGGGACCUGCACAUCAUUGUAGUGCAGAUUUUGGUUUUAGCUUUACAAAUCUCUGCAAGCCUUCAAGUUUCUCAUUAGUGGAUCAAAAACUUUUCAGAUCUGUCCAGUGAGGUUUACUGUGUUUGCUGCUAAGAGCCUUUUUUUUUUUUUUUGCAGUCUUUAUGCUAUGAUGUCUGCUGCGUGAGCAGAGAAAAACAUGUGCAACGUCCUUAUACUGUUUUACCUGGAGCUUUGUGCACAGAUGAGAUAUAAAAUGUAUAUACUUGAAUGUUGCAUGCAUUGAAAUCUAUAUUUUUGAACAAACAUACGUGUAAUAGAAACAGCAGGAUCUAGGUGCUGCAGACUUUAAAUUGGCACUUGCAAAAAGUGCAAAAAACCCCCCCCAAAAAAACAGAACCAUUUUUGCCGUCUUUAACAGAAAGGAAAACAGGUGAUUGUUUCAGUAUACAAAUCUUUAUAUAACUGCUGCCUGCUGUGCGAUUUAACACCGCUGGUAAUACUGUACUGCAGUCUUACCAGCUGUCAUUUUGGAGCCAUGCUGUAAAAUAUAAUAGAUUGGCUAUGGGAAACCUUGCAAUACUUUUUUGUUUGAUACUGACCUAAAAUUCAUGGUAGCCGUGUCAGGAUUUAGUUUCCAGAACGUGCAUCCUGUAUGCAAUAACGCAGCAAAAUGGCAGUCCUGUCAUUAAAUCCUUUUCUAUGUGCCUCCUGUGUUCUCCCAGCCUUAUCACAGGUGUCUGUGUGAGUUUGUUCCUCACCCUGUUUCAGUUUAAUCUUUUUUAAUUUCCUAUUCUCAUUAUUGUCUUGAUUGAGUCCAUCUGUUCCCUCUCCAUGGUGUUUGUCUUAGAAAAACAGACUCUUAGCCUCCAAAUGUUCUCCUGUUGUUUGGUGCUCCUGGCUGGCUGUCACUCUGUAAAGCACCUUAAGUUAUCAAAUUCCUGAUUAAAGCCUCUUGUGUUUCGCCACCCUCCUGUCAGUUGCUGUUGUGUUUGCAUACUGGGUCCUCAUGGGAAUAUUUCCAAAAAUCUGUGAGAAAUGCUGGUGUCCAAACCCAACUUUAACACAGCAUUUGCUUCCAGUACCAAGUCAUUGUUGUUGCCUUUUUACCACAGCUGUCUCCAAACCCAAAUUUGGGCAUAUGUUAUCCGUUUUGGAGACCAUGGGUAGUACAUUUA